GGAGACUAGAGAUGUUGACACUCAAGGACAUCUUGUUCGGCGAGCAUGACGAUGUUCAUUUAUAUACAAAUAUACCUCAAGUUUUGGGAACUGUAAUUUAUUUGGAGCAACAUUAAAACGUCUUUCGAAGCCCACCCAGUAUAAAGCGACAUGGUGGUCAACACGAUCCACUGGUUCCGAAAGGGACUGAGGCUGCACGACAAUCCGUCUUUGAGGGACUCUAUCCGGGGUGCAGACACUUUACGCUGCAUCUACAUUCUGGACCCCUGGUUUGCAGGGUCGUCGAACGUGGGCAUCAACAGGUGGAGGUUUUUGUUACAUUGCUUAGAGGACUUGGAUGCCAGUCUGCGCAAACUCAACUCCCGUUUAUUUGUCAUCCGAGGUCAACCCACAGAUGUCUUCCCCAGAAUAUUUAAGGAAUGGCAGAUCAGCCAUUUAUCCUAUGAAUACGACUCUGAACCUUUUGGCAAGGAACGUGAUGCUGCUAUUCAAAAGCUAGCUAGUGAAGCGGGAGUUGAGGUCAUGGUACGGAUUUCACACACCCUCUAUGAUCUGGAUAAGAUCAUAGAAUCUAAUGGUGGUCAGCCUCCUCUCACCUACAAGCGUUUCCAGGCCCUCAUCAAUUGUAUGGAGGCUGUGGACUCUCCUGCAGAGACAAUCACAUCAGAGGUCCUCAAAAACUGUGCCACGCCCAUCAGAGAUGACCAUGACGAAAAGUUUGGAGUGCCAUCACUAGAGGAACUCGGUUUUGAGACAGAGGGCCUAACAACAGCAGUAUGGCCUGGGGGAGAAACAGAAGCCCUCUUGAGAUUAGAGAGACAUCUGGAGAGAAAGGCAUGGGUGGCAAAUUUUGAGCGUCCUCGAAUGAACGCCAACUCGCUCCUGGCAAGUCCUACUGGCCUCAGCGCCUACCUUCGCUUUGGAUGCUUGUCUUGCCGACUUUUCUAUUUUAAGCUUACUGACCUAUACAUGAAGGUGAAGAAGAACAGCACACCACCACUUUCCUUGUAUGGCCAGCUACUGUGGAGGGAGUUCUUCUAUACCACCGCCACCAACAACCCCUGUUUUGAUAAGAUGGAGGGAAAUCCUGUAUGUGUCCAGAUCCCCUGGGACCGUAACCCGGAGGCGUUGGCCAAGUGGGCAGAAGGACAUACUGGCUUUCCUUGGAUAGAUGCCAUCAUGACCCAGUUGAGGCAGGAGGGGUGGAUACAUCAUUUGGCCCGGCAUGCUGUGGCCUGCUUCCUCACCAGGGGAGACCUUUGGAUCAACUGGGAAGAAGGCAUGAGGGUGUUUGAGGAGUUGCUGUUAGAUGCAGACUGGAGCGUGAAUGCUGGCAGCUGGAUGUGGCUUUCUUGCAGUUCCUUUUUCCAGCAGUUUUUUCACUGCUACUGCCCAGUGGGAUUUGGACGACGAGCAGACCCUAAUGGCGACUAUAUAAGGCGUUAUUUGCCCAUAUUGAGAGGCUUUCCAGCAAAAUAUAUAUAUGAUCCAUGGAAUGCCCCAGAGGAUCUACAGAAGGCCGCCAAGUGUGUCAUCGGCGUCCACUAUCCAAAGCCUAUGGUGAACCACGCUGAGGCCAGCCGCAUCAACAUAGAAAGGAUGAAGCAAAUUUAUCAGCAGCUUUCUUGCUACAGAGGACUAUGUAUGUUGGCAACGGUCCCACAUAAUCCUAACAACGGGACAAAUGACAGCAAUGUGGGAGGACUAAACCUAGAAACUAGUCAAGGGCCCGAGGGUUCCCCAGAAGAUGUCUCCGUACAGAAAGGGACAUCUCAAGCAGAUAGAGGGCACUCUACGCAGAAGCGACGGCGUGAAGAAGACCCAGCUGAGAGGAACUCCAAAUACUUGAGGCAAAGCAAGUAGCUUUGCAAAAGACAAGAUACAAAGGAUCCCUCAGUCGGUCUGGACGACAUCUUCUCCUGUUGUGCCUUCAGCAAACUUUUAACAAGAAGUGGAACAUACUUUCCCCACAGGAGAACUGUUGAUUCUCUGCUUAACUUUGUCAUGAGUGGCGACUAUCCUGAUAUUAUUUAAAAUCAGACGUGUUCGUCACAAGUAUACAAGACUGUCAGUUCUGCAGAGUCUUAACUUGCUUAAUAGGCAUCAGACAUUCCAGAAAUGUGGCUUCAGGUACAAAUGUUCCGCCAUGUUUACAUUCUCACAAUAUUCAAUGUUAAUCAGCAUAUUAUGAAUAUUGUAGGUAAUAACGUAAAAACAAGACCAAUGUUUUUUUCUGCUAGAAAGCUGGACCCCGAAGACAAAAUGCUUGUUUUUAUGUUACGGGUUAUUGCCUUGACCUCUAUGGUUACUCGAAUGGACAAAACCUGCUUGUUUAAGUGUAAAACUAUAUAAGUGUUACAGAAUGCAGCUGAGAUACGCUCCAGCAUCCCCCACGACCCUGGUAGAAAAUGGAUGGAUGGAUGCAUGCUCUAUAAUAUUUAAAUCUAUAGGUCUUCUCCUCACGCCAGAAAUGUAAACCUUUACCACCUGUGUUUGACGCCAAGCCAAACUUAAAAAUCCCACAAUUCUUUGCGGUCUGAGCAGCGAGCAUGCCCAACGACGACCGUCUGAUACACUUUCCAAUUAUUUCACCUAAUAUUUGAGCUGAUACAGGAAUGCACCAGGUGUAAGAACCAGAAAAAACACUUUGGUUGGGAACUGGCAGUCUGAAAUAUGUUACCCUGUCUCAAAAGUGUUCAGAAUAUUUACUAUAUUCUGCUUGAUAAAUUAUGUUGAUAUAUAGUAUAUGGUUAAUGUAUAUUGUGUGCAUGUAAAUGUAGUGACUGAAAUGAGAAGGCGGUGUUUUUCAUGCAGGAAAAAACAAGUUUUCACCAUACAAUACAUGAUCUGAAAGAAAGGUUCAUGUCAUUUGAGGAUUCGUGCUCAGUAUUGCACUGUACUGACUGACUGGAAGAGAUUCAUCUCAUUCACACAAUGAUGGGACUAAUACAGUAUAUUUUAAACAAGGGGGACAUUUUUAGUAUUUGGUGUUUGAGAAUUGUCUAAAAUCAACACAAACAUGUACAUACCCGUUGACUGGAUGUUGUGUUUUGUAAAUAUUUGUUUCAAAAUGUUUGUAUAUUUUGAACUCUUUUUGAAAGUAGCUCCGAUAUUACUAAGAAUAUGCUUCUCACUGUUAAUCUAAAUCAGGUAUUUUUUUUGUUUUUUAUAAAUAAAUACCAAAGUACAAAUGCUUUGGGUAAAUAAACCAACUGUGUUUUACGUCCGAUGUUUGCAUUUCUGUUCAUUUUCUGAUGUUCCAAGUCACCGGUCACGUGAUCAGUGUGUCGCGCCGAGGCCCAGGUGUUCCUAAUGAAGUGACCAGGUAUGUUGAAAGGCUUCCGAGUUCACGACCAGCGACAAUAAAGCGUGUUUCGGCUCA
This is a messenger RNA of Entelurus aequoreus (snake pipefish), 3382 nucleotides long. RefSeq names its product cryptochrome circadian regulator 1b (gene cry1b). NCBI's taxonomy places the organism in Eukaryota, Metazoa, Chordata, Actinopteri, Syngnathiformes, Syngnathidae. The transcript is spliced from 12 exons. The record is from RefSeq and is a predicted model, not a curated record. Gene Ontology annotation, cellular component: nucleus; cytoplasm. Gene Ontology annotation, biological process: circadian regulation of gene expression; negative regulation of DNA-templated transcription; entrainment of circadian clock by photoperiod. The coding region runs from base 151 to 1863 and encodes 570 amino acids. Gene Ontology annotation, molecular function: DNA binding; FAD binding.